This is a messenger RNA of Harmonia axyridis, 1209 nucleotides long. RefSeq names its product replication factor C subunit 3 (gene RfC38). Lineage: Eukaryota; Metazoa; Arthropoda; Insecta; Coleoptera; Coccinellidae. The record is from RefSeq and is a predicted model, not a curated record. Bases 110 to 1180 code for a protein of 356 amino acids. Gene Ontology annotation, molecular function: DNA clamp loader activity; DNA binding; ATP hydrolysis activity. Gene Ontology annotation, cellular component: nucleus; DNA replication factor C complex. The transcript has 2 exons. Gene Ontology annotation, biological process: DNA-templated DNA replication; DNA repair.
UAGAACAUUUAUUUGGCGCGCAACCGUUGCGACUUCAUAAUAAAUUUUUGACUGUAAUAAUUUUGUAUUGUUGUCUUAUUGUUUUUUCAAAUUGUUGUUGUUUACUAACAUGAGUCUUCUUUGGUGUGAUAAAUACCGGCCAAAGGAUUUCUCUAAACUAGAUUUCCACAAGGAACAAGGUUCUGGAUUAAAAAGUUUAACAAAAGAUGGGGAUUUUCCUCAUUUACUUAUUUAUGGCCCCAUGGGGGCUGGCAAGAAAACAAGAAUAAUGUGCAUUUUGAAAGAAUUAUAUGGCCCAGGUGUAGAAAGGCUUCGCAGUGAAACAAUGAGUUUCACAACUCCAUCUAAUAAAAAACUCGAGAUUGGAACUGUUAACAGUAAUUAUCAUAUUGAAGUGAAUCCUUCUGAUGUUGGUAUAUAUGACAGAGUAGUAAUAAUGAACAUAAUUAAAAAUGUAGCACAAACCCAGCAGUUAGAUAUUACAGGUCAGAAAUCAUUCAAAGUUGUGGUACUGACUGAUGUGGAUGCACUCACUAAAGAUGCUCAACAUGCACUUAGACGAACUAUGGAAAAAUAUAUUUCAAACUGUAGAUUGAUUUUAUGUGCUACUUCUAUAUCUAGGGUCAUACCUGCAAUCAGAUCAAGGUGCUUAUGCGUGAGAAUUCCAGCACCAUCUGCAGAGGAAAUAGUUGAUAUUAUUAAAAAAACAGCAGCAUUAGAAGAUGUAGCUCUCCCAGAUAAAUUAGCAGAGAGAAUAGCAGUUCUAUCAGAAAGAAAUUUAAGAAGAGCAUUACUAAUGACUGAGGCUUGUAAAGUAGAAUCUGAUGGGAAGCUAUCACCAGAUCAAAGAAUAUCUGAACCUGAUUGGCAAAUAAUGAUACGUGAAACAGCACGUUUAAUCGUUAAAGAACAAAGCAUAGCUCAAUUGAAAAAAGUGAGGGAACAUCUUUAUGAACUAAUAUGUAGAGGAAUACCAUCUGAGAUCAUCUUCAAAACCUUGCUUGAUGAGUUAUUGCAACAAUGUAAUUUGGGAUUGACGGCAGAAAUUUUAGAAAAUGCAGCACAUUAUGAACAUCAAAUGGUCCAAGGAAACAAGGAAAUCUUUCAUUUAGAAGCUUUUGUUGCCAAGUGUAUGUAUCUCUAUCAGAAUGUAUUGGAAGAAAUGAAAUGUGAUUUUUAAGUUUAUUUUUUAUACUUUUGUUAUUGGAA